Molecule: messenger RNA, 4068 nt
Organism: Trichobilharzia regenti
Lineage: Eukaryota; Metazoa; Platyhelminthes; Trematoda; Strigeidida; Schistosomatidae
Source: the annotation of a GenBank genome assembly
UUUGUUCGUUCGCUAGGUAGUUUCGGUUCUGGCUACAAUAGUUCAGAGUUACCAAUAAAUGGAGGAUAAAGGAAAAUUUUUUGACGAGACAAAACACUUAUAAGUAAGAAUCUUUCUCCACCGUCUCCUUUGUCCGAUUUCACGAAAAGAUGUUAAUUAUCGACCUUGACAAUAUUUGACAUCUGAAGUUGGAACCGAUAUGUCCAGGCCCAUCUCCGUUGUAAUAGUUGAGGGUCAUAAUGAAGUUAUGAAUUAUAUAUAUCGUGCUAUUGGGAGCAAAACAAUUCCCUUCUCAGGUCUGAAGCUGUUGCAUUUCGAUUCUCAUCCUGAUUUGGGAAUUCCUGAUGUUGACUGCUCAGAAAUCUUGAGAGAUCCUCAACAACUUAUGAAGAAAGUAAGCAUAGAAAACUGGAUAACACCAAUGAUCUAUGCUGGUCAUAUAGAUCAUGUUAUUUGGAUGCAUCCAACAUGGUCGAGACAACUUUUAAACAGGAAACCUACGUGCUAUUCUAUCGGUGAAGAUUUGUGUACAAAACGACUUGUAGUGGGUAUUCCCGAGUCAUAUUUUUACAACGAUGGUGUAUUCUGUAUGGAAGAGGAUAUUAGCUCUCCAGUGAAGUUCGGUCUUACAGUUGCCCCAAUUCAUGAAACAAAUACCCUGUGUCGUGUGUGCACGGAUAUUAUCUGUGUGCUACUAAACCAGUCUUUCAUUUUGGAUAUAGAUUUAGAUACUUUUUCUACACAAAAUCCAUUUUCUACCAAGUUCACAGAAGAACAAUUUGAAAUUAUUGAUCGGUUGUAUACUCCUCCACCUCCCUUAACACUAUGUUUGUCUCCGAAAGAUUUGGAAGAUCCAGCUGUUAUAUUAGCUCAUGGAAUGAGUUGUGCUCAUGUUUUGAAUGCUGCUCGUAAGCGUCAACUAGCUCGUCUUUCUCAAUGGGUUUCUUGUUGGGAGCGCGGGGAAAUGCCGUCGUCUGAAAAUUUUCUUUUAUUCCCCUGUGAACUUGUGGAUUUCGCUCGACUGAUCCUUUCGCUUACGGACCAGAAUUUUGGUCCAGUGGUAUUACAAGCAGUCAGAAAAACCUUAGACUGUGCAAAAAAACAAAUUGCGCUUAAUAAAAAUCCACCAUUGAUUUCACUUGCUUCAGAUGAUAAAGCCAUUCAAGAUGCUUUAAGUAAACUAACUAAUGAAAUGAAUACAAACCCAACUGCCAGUCCACCUGAAGAUCAGAAGUUUUCUGAAGACAAAAAUUCUUCAGUCUUAUCAGAUUAUACCAGUUUUAUCCCAAUGAAACGUCGCUCCAGUAGUCCAUGUGAUGCACAUACAGAUUCAAAAUCAAAAUUACGCCUAUCUGAAUCACCUGUAAUGACAAAUUGUGAUGAGUGUCCAUCAGAAACUGAAAACCAACGUCAAUCUACGAAUUGCUCUGUAUAUUCAAUGGAAGUCGACGGUGAUUCCUGCAAUCGAAUUGAUCUAAACGAAAAUCGUAGUUUAAAAGUAAUCCUUACUAAGCUGGAAACAAGUUCAACUACAUAUAGGUUAAGUAACGGCGAGGAUAAUCCAAAUGUACAGUUAGAUGAUGACCCAUCUAUAUCAAAUGAACAGAAUGAUCAAAGUUUAAGUUUUAUGCAUUAUAUGUGGUCUGGGUGCGCAGAUCAAAAAAAUAAUCCAUUACCACAUUAUGUAUCUAAUUCUUCGGAACAGAAUGAGCUACGUGAACAAAUGGAAGGUUUGUUAAAUCGUCUACACAAUCCUUGCAUGAUUACAAUUGCCAGGUCGGCGUAUGACGGUUACACGCCUUCUCAUCAAGUGUCUAACAUCCAACUUGGUUUGUUACAAAUGCUUGAUCGUGUUUAUGGACGUAAUUUGCUUUCAGUUACUUUGGAUUAUGAAAAGUAAGUCUUCUCGUUAUUGUUUUUUAAACUUUAGUCUCUCUUUUUAUAUUAAAUGUGAUCAAAUUCCUCCGGAUGAGGUUAUUCUCGUAAAGCUUGAGCUUCUGUUGGAAAAUGAUUUAGCGCAUCACUAAACAUCAUCAUCAGAGAUAUUCUAUAGGGAAGUUGCUCUAAAGUUUGAUGUUCUGCCUGUGAUUGGAAUUAAAAAAUAAACCUGAAGAAGAAAUCAGCGUGAACACCGGAAUUCUGAAUUGGAAUUAUUUGUUAUCUACUCUUCUAAUGAACAAAUACGCAUUUAUAUAUAUGUGCAUAUGUGGGAUGAGGAUAUACGCUAUCGCGAAUCAAACUCGCCGCACUUUCGUUUCAGUUAAAUGUGAAGAUAGAACAGAGACGGUCAAUUACUGUUUGGACUUCUUCAAGUAGUUGAUUUCGUUUUACAGGCCCAGAAGAGUUCUGUAAUCAUAUCAGAUGUUACGUUUGACUGCUUUGAAGGUGUUCUAUCAACAUUUUUACGCAGCUAGAAUACUUGUUAUCACGUUUCCUAUUCUGUGCGCGAAAACACCUCACGGUAGCCUUUAUCCUCACUCAUAUAUUUAUCAUUUGUGGAAUUAAACGGAACUACAAUCUGUGAUUUUCCUAGAGGAAAAAUUAGAGCAUCAAAUAGCGAAUAAAUUACUCAGGGGUAUAUCCACUAAUUACAAACCGUAUAGCUUUGCAACGAUGGUCCUUUUAAAUGAUAUUGUUUACUAAGGCUGUAAAAUUGUAUAACUAAUAAGCUUCUUCACAUUUAAGCCACUCACUGUUUUUGUGUUUUUCUUGAAAUUGUUAUGAUUAUAUUUGCGUGAUAUUUCAUAAUGGUAAAAAGAAACUGCAAUAUAUUCAGAAGUAUAUCGUAAAGGUUAGUGAAAUUCAAGUACCACUUAUUCCCUUAAGAGUAUAUGAUGACUGUAAGAAACCAUAUUUUUCUCUACUUAGGCGGAUUCAAACAAUGUUCAUAUGAUAUGGGUAUUAAUUAAGAAAUUUACCUAGUUCCUGAACGGUAAUAACAGUGUAAAACAGAAAAAAAGUUAUACGUAACUAGAAACACCUGAGAAGAUUCAUCUGGAAAGAUUGAUCAAUGUUCAAGAUUCUUGGACAUCUCAGUUAAUCAUGUUACAACCGUAGCAUAGAAAACAACCUAAUAAACUGAUUUUGAGUUGAUAACUAUGGUUUAAAGUGUAAAUUACCAAGGCUUCUUUAAUAAUAUUUUCAGAUGUGAAGUUUCGAAAAAGUUUGGAUUGAAAUGUGUAAAUGAUUUUAAAAGCUGAGUGGCUCGUGAUUUCUGCAUGCUGGAAAUUAGGUGGACUGGUCGAUUUUUAAUGCUCUUCACCAAGUGGUAAACAAUAAAUUUUGUUCAAUAAUUUGCAUUUAAAGGAAAAAGUUAGCUGACGGACAAACACUAAACUAGUCAGUUGUGGCUACUUAUCCUUCCCAGUGAGAUAUAUUAAGAAGCAACUUCACUAUUUUGUUCCGAGUUUCGUCACAUGGAAACGUCUUAUAAAUUGAUCAUUCCGAUUGAUUUUAACCGAAAGAUUCAAUUGUAGAAGUUCGUCAUCUGUUCACGACAUCUCAGAGAAUGAUGCAGAUGAACUAAAAGCAAUGGGAUUUCACAUCACAACACCAGAAGAAUUUCAUAUGGGUGGUCGUCGUAUAUCACCAAUUUCUUGCUUAGCAAGAUCUGAAGGUAAAAGUGUAGUCUACCGUACAGAGCCUGGGAGCAAGGAGAUUGUUUGAUGUGAAACAUUUAAAUAUAUCUUGAAAUAAUUUCGUGAAACUCUGUUUUAUUUUAACUAAAGCCUUUGACAUCUGAAAUCAGUGCAUGACUGUUGUAAUUUUACUUAUGGCAAAUUGAAGCGUUUUCUUAAUACUUAGUGCUUGUAGUAGUCAUGUUAGCAGCAUUACAAGUGCAUUUAAUCAAUCUGAAAGACAGGACAAAGUUAAUUUUCUUAAUUCACAUCCUUGUUUCACCAAUCAACUUCAAAUAACUUUGAAUUAAUGACAUGAAAGUGCUCAGUACUUCAGCUGUACACACUGAUGUAACCAACUUAAGGGAUCGCUAUUGGAUUUAUGUGUUGUGAAUGCUUGGUCGUAAUCAUAUUAGAUUAAGCAUUAUUUUAAAUAGUUCUUCUAUUUAUU